Molecule: messenger RNA, 1179 nt
Organism: Benincasa hispida (wax gourd)
Lineage: Eukaryota; Viridiplantae; Streptophyta; Magnoliopsida; Cucurbitales; Cucurbitaceae
Gene: WRKY55
Product: WRKY DNA-binding protein 55
Biological process (GO): regulation of DNA-templated transcription
Molecular function (GO): sequence-specific DNA binding; DNA-binding transcription factor activity
Source: RefSeq, a predicted model, not a curated record
ACUUUGGGUUAUAAUUUUUCAUACCAUACAUACAUAUAUAUAUAUAUAUAUAUAUUGUGAUCUUUAUAACACCUUCAAAGUUCUUGCCAUGGAGGAAGCCAUUUCUUUGAUCCUUCGUGGGUGUUCUUUGGCAAGGCAAUUAGAAUUCAAUGUUUUAAAUUUGGGAAAUACUAAUAUUAAUAUUCCUGAUCAACCCCAUUUCAUGGCUCGAACUUGUGAUGAGAUUUUGGGUGUUUUUUCCGCCGCCAAGGACCGGCUGAGCAGUCAAGAACGGCCGCCUUUCACGGCGGUGCAACGGGAGGUGGGGUUGGACGAGUGGCUGAGAUCUACUUGUUCCCAAGCUAUGGAGUUGGCGCAAAUGCAGAUGAAACCACCGGCACCACCGUCUACGGUGGUAGCGGUGCCUGCCUCCGUGGAGGAUUCCGGGAAGCUUAUGGCAAUGGGUUUUUCUUCUUCUUCCUCUUCGUCGACGAAAGCACGAAGACGAAAGGAUGAUACAGAGAAGAGAACGGUGAGGGUGGCGGCGCCGCGCAUCGGAAACACAGAGCUGCCGCCGGACGACGGCUUCACAUGGCGGAAAUAUGGACAGAAGGAGAUUCUUGGCUCUAGGUUUCCCAGAGGCUAUUUCCGAUGCACCCACCAGAAGCUCUACCACUGCCCAGCCAAAAAGCACGUGCAACGUCUCGACGAACGAUCCCACACGUUCGAAGUCACCUACCGCGGCGACCACACGUGCCACAUGUCCGCCACCGCUCCCUCCGCUCUGCCACCGCCGUCAGUCGCCGGCGGCCAACAUACAUCCCAGUUCCGCCCCACCUCUGCCGGCUGGCUUUCAAUGGAGGUCGUCAGUUCCGGGUCGGCCUCCGGCGGUCCGGCGACCGUACGGUACGGGAAAGACGUGGCCGAUCAGUUUCCGGUGUUAGACAUGGCUGACGUCAUGUUCAACUCCGGCACCAACAGUAGUAAUAGUAUGGACUCUAUAUUCGCCGCUUACGUGGUAGACGAUGACCAUCACAAGUGGGAGAAAGACGACAAGAAGAAUUAGUAAAAUUAUUUUUAUUAACUUUCAUUUUUAUUCAAUUUGCAAUUUUUGGUUCCUAAACAUUAGGAUAUUUGUCUAUUUAGUGCUGUACUUUUAUAAAAGUUUUUUAUGAGGUCCAUAAUUAUACUAUACACAUG